Messenger RNA from Marchantia polymorpha subsp. ruderalis, 4626 nucleotides. Lineage: Eukaryota; Viridiplantae; Streptophyta; Marchantiopsida; Marchantiales; Marchantiaceae. The record is from the annotation of a GenBank genome assembly.
GGAAGUCUGUCAUUCACCUGCAGGCUCGGUGACCUUGCUUCGCGUCCCGAACGAAGUCUGGAUUUUGAAGAUCGCCCACACGUUGAAAUUCAAAUCGUGGCUGGAGUCCGCUGCCCGUGGCGUUCGAAUGCUACAGAGGAUCUUUAGGCGUCGAGAAUCUGUUGCGCGCGGAUUCUCCGGUGGAGGAAAUUGAGGGCGUCGAGGAAAUCCGCAGGCGGGGCCUCCUCUCACAGGAAAGCUCGAGGAUGUCGGAAGGAGGGCAGGGAUUCAGCAUCGUAGAAGGAUGAAUUUUGUGAGUUUUUGAAGUCCCGAUCGGUGCUAGCGAGACUUGCAGGUGGACAUUGUGAGCUGAAGUGAUGCGUAAUCGAUCUCCAUGUCGCUGAGGUCAUGAUUUUGCAUUUUUUCUGAUUUUUCUGACAGAGAAAAUGAGAUUUCAUGGAGAUCCUUUCAAUGGUAGUGUAAACCUUGCCGGAGUGAGAUUGAGGGCGUUCGGGUCGGGAUGCGCACUUUCUCGCUGCUGCUGCCGCUAUCUGCUACUCGGUGAACUACUGGCGGUGUGAUAAUUGAUUUGUGCAGAUUACUUCGGUGGGUUUAGCAAGAAGUGGAAUCCUUCUGGCGAUCCAAGAUGAGCUUGCUCGUUAGCAUUCGGAUCCACCACAUUAGCAAUUUUGAAGUCUUAGUGGCGACACCAUUUUUUCAGUAUCCAGCAUGAGCUCCGAGGGAGCGGUGCAACCUAUACAAUGGCAUCGUCAUCACAUGGUGGAACUCCAAGUGCAAGCGACGUUCGUCGUGCACGAGCUGCACGUUUUUCCUUCUCGCCGAUUGCACAAUUCGGAUCUCCUUCAUUUUCCCUCGGCCUAGAAAAGCUUCCUCCGCCACCUAGUUUUGAUGAAUGCUGCGAGAAUGGUGUGGUGCAGAAAGUCGAUGAGAAGCAGACCUCCAAACGCAAGAGGGUGCUGUCUGACUCGUCGUCUCCAUCAUUUUCUCUCGGUCUUGAAGACAUCCCGCCACCAGCAUUUGAGGAUGGCGAGAGGAUAGAGCCCUCAAGUAGGAACAAGCAUGGACCUGGACCGGAGACCAGAGAGGCACAGAGGGUCUCUUCAUCGAAGGGUGGAGACAAAGCUCUUGCUCCACAAACAAAUGACCGGAAUUUGGGUUCAAACUCGACACGAAGGAGUGGCAGAGAGCAUUUGUUCAAUCAAGGGCGGGCAUCGAGGGGGUUUUCAGCUCCUUCGUUCUCACUGGGCUUGGAGGAACACUGUUCGCCUUCAAAACCUGAUAGCCUUCAGAGUCCUUGUGACAAGCAGGGUCUCACUCACACACGAUCGUCUGCCGACUAUAGUACAUACCCAUCAUCCAGUCUAUGCGGCGAAGCAACUCUUUCGUCAGCUUCAUUUGAUCUGCAACAAAUGUCCAUUGAGGAAAAGGCGAAGCGUUUGAAAAGCACAUCGCACCCACCUGCUUGUGACUUGUCAAAGUUUAGGACAAGACCGGAGUCUGUUCGACAAUCUCAGGUGCGCUCAAUGACAGAGCAGAAACCUUUGCAGGAUGCUACUUCUCUCCCUUCACCGUCGCUGUUAGAGAAGGAUACUGUACGAAGAUCAAAUUUUGUUCCAUUGCAGGAGACAUCACCAGAGCAAAUGCAGCGGUUUGCAGGCAACUCGCCUGCUCAAAAGCUCAUUGCCCAUGUGAAGACUGAACCAACUUCUCUCCCUUCACCGUCGCUGAUAGAGAAGGAUUCUGUACGAAGAUCAAAAUUUGUUCCUUUGCAGGAGACAUUACCAGAGCAAAUGCAGCGGUUUGCAGGCAACUCGCCUGCUCAAAAGCUCAUUGCCCAUGUGAAGACUGAACCAACUUCGCAUUUUGAUCUUCCUUGCAAACCCUGUGAUGGACAAGUUCACGGGAGAUUGUUUGAGUUAGAAAAAUCCUCACCAGGAUUUGAGAACGAAAGAUCAACGUUGCAGUUUGAAUCCUUAUCGGGGAGUAUUGAAGAUCAGAAACCUGAGCACGGGGUGACAAAAGAUGGGCCCUCGAAAUUGCGUCUCUCCGCGGUUGGGGACCUUCAUCCAGAACCGGCGAAUGAACGGCUGAUGAAGAAUAGCUGGCAAUCCGUCGAAGGUCACCAUAACUUCGAAAAGGUAGUUAAGAAGAGAAGGCUCUCCAAAGCAGUUGAAGUAGCAAAUGCGGCAACGGAGGUGAACCCGGUCCAUUUCGUGGGACUGAUUCCGAAGAAGGAACAAGUUGUAGAAAAUUUAGAUAAAUGUGGGGAGGGUGUAGUUACUUCAUCCUCCCAUAGUUUUGACAAAUUGGGAUGCUCACCACCAAUCUUUGACGGAUAUGCUCUUGUAGAUUCAUCUCAAGAAAGGGAUGAGAAGCCGAAAUUUGAUCACCUUAAAGUGAAACAGGGUCUAACUGGACAGCGUGAGUGUAGUCCGGUAACCGAGACCCCCCUAGAAGAUAUAAGCGAUAAGAAAGUGAGCGUUCCAAUCGGAUCAAGAGAGAAUGUGGUUGUAUUAGACGUUUCUACUCCUCCCUCUAGUUCUGGACGAGCCGCGAAUCGACCUUCAAAUAGUUGCCUGCCAGUGAACUUUGUCGAAGACAGCGAGGAGGAGCAGGAUUUUGUACCUAUCUCUAAGCGAGGAAGGAGAUCUGUAUCUCGUGCUCAAGUCAAGCUAGAAUCAAAUUUUCCAUGCCUUGCGGACGACUCGAGUUUGCCUUCAGUAGAUGUAUCAAGAAUUGACGACGAGAGAACGCAAGAAACACCGGUUAUAGAGCGGAAGAAAGCUUUUGUGCGAUUGAGACGUGGAUCAUCUUCAGCUGUUAAGGACUGUUUUGUCUCUGAAAACUCUCAAGUCGAUCGGCACGCAGUGUUAAAGAAAGUGAAAGCAGAGCCUGGCGAUUCCUGUAUUAACCUACAUAACCAGGCUCGUCCUUCUCUUGAUGACUCUAAGAAGGGGAUGACAGAUUGCUCUCAGCAUUCUAACGCAGAUGACUUUGACGAUAUUGAGGAUUUCUCCGAUGAUGAAAUGCUGUGUGCUGGUUCACGACCUCAAAGAAACCGUCGGUCCCUCCAGAGUUCGGUUAUUCCGAAAAAUCUUCCUUCGUCUACCUCGUCUCCUGCUGCAUUGAAGAAGACUGUUCUACGUAUUCCAGGCCUGGAUACUGAGAACAGAUCUUCGGUCGUUGCCAAGAAACUGGGCAAAACUAAAGCUGAGCCAAUCAAUUUUCUAGAUUCGAAAAAUUCCUUCCCAACUGUCGUGAAGAAAACUGGCGAUAUUAAAGCUGAGCCUAUCACACUUAGUGAUGACGACGAGCUCUGGCGAGAAAAGUCACGAUCUAGAGUUUCCUGUUCUCAAUCCAUGCAGAGAGGAUAUGGCAAAGGCAGCACAACCUCUGUGCAGAACCGGAACCUUGACUUCGAUAUACGAAGGGCAGUAUCGACGUCGAACGCGCGCGAAAGUCGUUCGAGCUCGAAAGGAAAGGCUCCUGUCAUGGAUGGGAGCGACUUAUGGAAAUCCUACACUGGAAACUUCUCACCUGAUGAAAUGGAAGGCCUCUCGGACCGGUUGGCCUCUGCAAGUAGGUCGGAGGACGGCAUAAUUGCUGAUAUGCUUCGUGAAAGGUUACCACAUUUCAAACCCGUGGAAGCGCUUUCAGUGAACGGUGGUCUUGAUCUAGAGCCUGUCUAUAUCGACUAUAGGAACCAGUUUGGGCACUCUCAAGGUAUGGACAGCACUGAUUUUGCCCAGCUCGACUGUAGUCAGCCGCAGUCACGAAGGAAGCAAAAGCGGUCUUCCUCGAAAGGCACCAAAAACAGAAAAGCGAAUGGUUCUUUUACAACUUCUUCUCAGAGGACUACAGUCAGCAAACCUUCAUCAAAAGGGAAGAGAAAAGCCUGGACUCUAUUUCGAGAAAAUACCAGGAGGGCCUCUACAUCGGCGUCAGCAUCUGCCAGUGGGAAUGGAUACUGGAUUGUAGAGAACAAGAAACGAGUUUAUGUAAAAGAUGGGCGGACAUUGACGGGGAGAAGUGCCUACUCAGCUUACAAGAAGGACACUGGCAAGAAAUCGAGGAAGACGAAGAAGCAGUCCAAGCCUUAGAUUGUAUGACAAAUGCGCUCUUGCCAUCACGAGGAUCGAGUGCUAGUUGUUAUUCUGAAACUGUUUAUUGCCACAAAGUGGGAAUAGGUAGUGUACAUAUUUUCGAGAUAUUCUUUAAACUGCUCACAUUGGGUAGUUCGCGUCAAAAUCCUUGUAAUUGAAUGGAUUCGUUGUAUACAUCAUACUCUAGUCUCGUGGUGACCCAAUUUAAAGCGGUUCUCACGACUUCAGCAACUGACGGGAGUGAUUUUUAGUCCUGACCUCGAUGCGAUAUGCAAUCAAUAGUAAUCUGCUAGGAAGCUGGCAUUAAUUUGGAGUGAAGAUUUGUAAUCGGACAUCAGUGGACUAGACUACGGGAUAUCUGAUGUGCAUUUAUCCUUCUCUUCUCAUGCUUUGAAAAAUAUAAAUCGUGAUAGGUUUUGAAGAAAACCUCACGAUUUAUAAUUAUAUGCCGUUGGAAGCAUCAGAUGAGAAGGCUUUGCUUUAACUUCUCAAUUGCCAACUCUUGUCACCUCAUGUACGCUGG